Penicillium riverlandense is the source of this 1425-nucleotide messenger RNA. RefSeq names its product NAD(P)/FAD-dependent oxidoreductase. NCBI's taxonomy places the organism in Eukaryota, Fungi, Ascomycota, Eurotiomycetes, Eurotiales, Aspergillaceae. Gene Ontology annotation, molecular function: oxidoreductase activity. Gene Ontology annotation, cellular component: cytoplasm. The coding region runs from base 1 to 1425 and encodes 474 amino acids. The transcript is spliced from 2 exons. The record is from RefSeq and is a predicted model, not a curated record.
AUGACUCUCUCCAACGGUGCCAACGGUGCCACCCCUCCCACUGCCGCCACAUCUAAGUGUCUGCCUUCCGUGACCCCUGGCGAGUGCUUUUGGCAAACAGCUCGUGAUGAACUCAGUGAUUACCGAUCGACGGACCAACUGCCCGAGCACAGUGAUAUAGUGAUCAUUGGUGCGGGUUAUGCGGGUGUCAGCACAGCAUAUCAUCUCAUGAAGGCCGGCGUCGCGACCAAGUCAAUUGCUAUAUUAGAAGCGCGAGGCGCAUGUUCGGGAGCAACCGGCCGCAACGGUGGCCAUUGCAGACCCGAUUUCUAUGGCCAUAUUCCGACAUACAUGGACCGCGCAGGGGAUCGGGCAGGUGCUGAAAUUGCCGAAUUCGAAAUAGCCAAUCUUCGUGCACUGAAGAAGGUCAUCGAGCAGGAGAAGAUCGACUGCGAUUUCACUCUUGCGCGGUCGGUCGAUGUCUGGUGUAACGAGGAGUCCGCGAAGAAAGCCAAAGCAGUCUAUGACAGGGUGGUUGCUGCCGGCUUUGAGUACAUGGAGGAUGCAGUCUUUUAUACCGGCGACCAAGUCGAAGGGAUCUGCGGUGUCAAGGGCGCAAAAGCGUGUGCCAGCUUUACUGCCGGCACCAUGUUUCCUUUCAAAUUUAUUAGCCAUCUUAUUCGAGUCCUCCUUACAGCCGGGGUAAAUCUACAAACACAUACACCAGUCACAUCCAUUACACCAGACCCGAAAGGCGGUUUCAUUGUGCAAACACCUCGAGGCAAGAUGCAUGCAAGGAACAUCAUUCACGCCAAUAAUGCCUAUGUCUCCGGGCUACUCCCAGAGUACCGCAAGAACAUCAUUCCUUGCAAGGGUAUCUGCUGUAGAAUCACUGUUCCGGAGGGGGUUACACCACCACUUCUGAACAAUUCAUAUAUAAACCGAGCCGAAGACAAUACGCUUUCUUAUCUUGUCCCCCGUGCUGAUGGCAGCAUCAUCGUGGGUGGUGCGGCUGCCGUAUUCCGGCCAUUCAAACGCCAGUGGUACGAUAACGUGGACGACAGUGUCCUCAUCGACUCCGCCAAAGACUACUACGAUGGAUAUAUGCAGCGAACGUAUCGUGGAUGGGAAGAUACCGGUGCCAAGGUGGACAAGAUUUGGUCAGGUGUCAUGGGCUAUUCAUAUGACUCGAAUCCCCAUAUCGGACACGUUCCAGAGAGGAAAGGUCAAUUUAUCAUAGCGGGUUUCAACGGACAUGGUAUGCCAGUCAUCUGGCUAGCAGCAAAGGAACUGGCCAAGAUGAUUGCCAAGGGUGUUCCCUUUGAAAACACCAGCAUGCCCCGUCUAUUCCAGACAAGUCAAUUCCGCAUUGAUCGCGCACAGGCUGGAAAGGAGGAGGAUGGCGAUAUUCUUGGGACUGGCAAAUUGGCUGCUACUAGACCUUGA